ACCUGUGUCAAGGGCCAAAAAGUUACAUAAUAAAAGGUGCAUCAUAUGUUUGUCAUCUGCAUUACUAUGGGGAGCAAGAUGUCCACGAUGCAUCCAUUGUUAGUUACUGCAGCUUACGACUUUGGAAUUCAGUGGGUACUAUGGGUGUUUGCAGCUCUUUUCCAAACCGAAAAAUUCUACGAUUUGGCUGGCUCAGCAACCUACAUAUUUCUUGCCUGGCAAACCCUUCGAUCAACAGGAACUUUUCAUCUUCGCCAAGUGCUCCAAACUGGCUGUGUGACUACAUGGGGUGUUAGAUUAGGAUCGUACUUGUUUACUAGAAUCCUCCACGAUGGCCAUGACAGCCGAUUCGACAAAGUACGUGGAAAUCCAAAGGUUUUCUUUAUCUACUGGACCAUUCAAGGCGUUUGGGUGUUCCUAACUCUACUUCCUACUAUCAUUUUGAACACUACAAGAAAAGACGUCGAGCUUGGAUGGAGAGAUUAUCUUGGAUGGGGUCUUUGGACCCUGGGGUUUCUUCUUGAAGCAACAGCCGAUCGACAGAAGAGCGUAUUCCGAAGUGAUCCUGUUAAUAAAGGCAAGUGGAUAUCAUCUGGAUUAUGGAGCCUCUGUCGACAUCCAAAUUACCUGGGCGAAAUACUCCUCUGGGCUGGAUUGUUUCUUCCUGCUUCCACUGUCAUGAAAGGCUGGGAGUUUGGUAGUGUUAUAUCCCCUUUCUUUGUCGCCUAUCUGCUGAUUAGAGUUAGUGGGAUCCCUCUUCUUGACAGACAAGCACUUAAGAGAUGGGGGGAUAUCCCAGCUUAUCAGAGGUACAGGCAGGAAACAGCUAAACUCAUCCCAUACAUUUGGUAAAUGCAUAUACUCGACGAACGGUUGCGUUACCAAGGAUUACUUGGUAUACAUAAAGGUCACAUGUCUUACAAAUCUUACUACAUGUGUCAGUGUAGCAAAAAGAUGAAUGUUCUUCAAAAAACUUAUCAUGUAUGAACUAUUUUGAAUUGYUUUCAACUUAUUGUAUUUGAAACUGGAUUACAUGUAUGUUAUAAAUUUGAUGAAAUUUAUUUAUUACCUUGUAAAUUUAUACAGUAUGGAAAUAAUUAAUCAUUUGUUGCUUUCUGAAAAAAAAUCCAAGUCCCUGAUAGCAGACGUGAAUAGGCUUACGGAAUGAUGGAUUUUUUUGUAAAUAAUUUGGUCCUGAUUACCUUACKGAUUCAGAGUAAAAUUUUAAUGGAUUGGUAGAUCUUGCAAAUUCAAUGGAA
Molecule: messenger RNA, 1259 nt
Organism: Actinia tenebrosa (Australian red waratah sea anemone)
Lineage: Eukaryota; Metazoa; Cnidaria; Anthozoa; Actiniaria; Actiniidae
Cellular component (GO): membrane
Source: RefSeq, a predicted model, not a curated record